Limulus polyphemus (Atlantic horseshoe crab) is the source of this 1234-nucleotide messenger RNA. RefSeq lists its product as uncharacterized. The transcript is spliced from 5 exons. The record is from RefSeq and is a predicted model, not a curated record. Lineage: Eukaryota; Metazoa; Arthropoda; Merostomata; Xiphosura; Limulidae. Bases 94 to 690 code for a protein of 198 amino acids.
UAUGUCAGAAAGCACACAUUCACAGGAAAAACACCUUCCAGGGGUUUUAUAUCCUUGGAGAGGGACUCGCGUGUUUCCAUUAAGGAUCAAAAUAUGUCCAACUGGCGCAAGAGGGCUACCUCCUUGAAUAUUGUCUUAUCGUUGUUUCUUCAGCUCCAAAAGACGGAGGGUAAGCAGCAGUGCAGGGACCCCUAUAGGGGAAAUUUAAUAAUUUGCCCUGGAAACGAAUAUUUUUGUUGUGGAGACCAAUGUUGUAACGUUCCUCCAACAAAGGUGGCGCCACUCUAUUCUGCCUGGUACUUCUGGGUUGCUAUAUUCAUUGUUGGUUGUUUAACCGUUUCUAUGGCCAUUGCGUGUAUUUUAUGUUGUAAGAAGAACCGAAAAGACGUUCUGAUUCGACUUGCACAGUCAGUACCUAAUGCAGUACUUCGAACAGCCCAGGAUUCUCAUGGUAUAAUCCAACCAGAUGUUACAUUUUAUCAGCGACCACCAAUCAAAGAAGAAUGCGCUACUGUAUCUACAACCCGUAGCGCCCCCUUACGGUUAACAACACCAAUACGACCACUGACGCCAGCCUAUCAACCAUCUCAACCGAUUACCAUAACAACAGUUCGUGCAGCUACGUCUUGUACUGACCUCACUUUACCACCCGGCUACGUAAUGUCACGUGAUUCACAUAAGUGCCAUUAAUUUUUUCUACCUAAGUUCACCGAAUCAUCCAUUGAAACAAUUCAUAUUAAUUCUCGAAACCCUUCUCUUAUUGGACUGCGUGUGUUAAUUCUGAGAGUAAACACGAUCUCAGAACACUCAGUUUUCUUACUGUACUAUAUUCUUUCUAUGACAGAGCACAUGAUCUUGUGAGAGUAUUUGUAACGGGAGGCAAAGAUGGAAUUACGAAAACAUCAAAAUAUUCCGUCGCUCAGACAUUUUAUCUGAAAUAAACGAGAAACGGAUUCUUAUCACAGAUCGAUCUUUUUAUACUCUCCGAGUGGCAUUAAUUUGAAGUAAAUAAAGUGAAGUAACUUUUAAGCUAUGCUUAAUUUCUAACGAAUACGUACCGUAUCCCAAUUAAUGGAUGUGUGUGUUGAAUAAUAAAAAAAGUAAACUUCAUUGAGGCUAUUAUUCGGGAUGAGGUUGAAACGGAUUAAUAUCGAUCAGUAUCAAUUUGCAAUACAACCGAGGCAAUCUUAGGCUUAAUUAUAACAUUUCCGCCUUUAUACUAAAACAAAGUUGA